Messenger RNA from Myiozetetes cayanensis, 5160 nucleotides. RefSeq names its product interleukin 23 receptor (gene IL23R). The record is from RefSeq and is a predicted model, not a curated record. The transcript is spliced from 15 exons. NCBI's taxonomy places the organism in Eukaryota, Metazoa, Chordata, Aves, Passeriformes, Tyrannidae. The coding region runs from base 119 to 2527 and encodes 802 amino acids. Gene Ontology annotation, molecular function: cytokine receptor activity; protein binding. Gene Ontology annotation, cellular component: external side of plasma membrane; membrane. Gene Ontology annotation, biological process: cytokine-mediated signaling pathway.
AUGCUUCUCGCUGUGCUCGGCAGCUCCGGCCACAGCAGGAGGAGGAGGAUCCCAGCACCACAUGUCCUGAGGACAGCCAAGACUAUGCCAUGUGUGGGCAGCGGCUGCAGCCCAGGCCAUGAGAGGGUCCUGCAAUGCUUUGGUGCUCCACAUCCUGCUCUGCUACCUGUGCCAAGGUGCUGCAAACAUCAAGUGCUCAGGGCGAGUCUGGGUGGACCCCGCGCCAGUAGUGCAGAUGGGCUCCAACAUCUCCAUCAACUGUCUCUCCACCCUCGGCUGCCCCUCAGCCAAGUUCAUCAUCCUCCUCAACUACAACCACACUGAGGGUCCCCUGCACCCCCUGAGCAGCAGCUCCGUCCAGCUCCGGCUGCGGGAUUUCCAGCUGCCCUUUGGGACCAUCGUCUGCUUCUCCCGCUGCCCCAACAGCGCUUGGGACCAGCUGGUGUGCGGCACUGAGGUCCGGGCCGGCUACCCUCCAGACCCUCCCAGCAACCUGAGCUGUGCCAUUGCCGAGGGCUCGGAGCACCUGGAGUGCAGGUGGGAUGCGGGGAGGCCACCCCACCUGCUCACCCACCACACCCUCCACCUGCGCAGGGUGGUGGCAGAAGAUGAGGAGGGUGCUGAGGAGGAGGAAGAAGAAGAGGAGAAGGUGUUCCCUGCUGACUCACCAGUGCCCCUGAGUGUGUUGUGCAACAGGAGCCACUACUCGGUGUGGGUGCAGGCCAGGAAUGCACUGGGCGCUGCCCACUCGGCCCCUCAGCUUCUCAACCUGCAGGACGUUGUAAUCCCCGCUCUGCCCCUGGUCACUGGUGCUGAGACAACAGAGACAUCCCCUCCCACCACCACGAUCCACUGGCGCAGUCAGACACAGCUGGAGAACGUGCACUGUGAAGAGCGACACCAAGCCAAGGGCACCCCAGCAUGGCAUGUGGAGGUGUGGGACAGUGCAGCACAGGAUGAGCCCCGCUGGCAGCACAACCUGCAGAGUGACACCCAGUACCUGUUCCAGGUCAGGUGCAGGCUCAGCUCCCCCGACAGCCCCUGGAGUGCCUGGAGCCCCCCCUUUCUCUACACCACCCCCGAGGCAGCCCCCGCCGCGGCUCCCGAUGUCUGGCGGCGCCUGGGCCCGGCCUUCCCCAACGGCAGCCACGAGGUGACGGUCUUGAUCAAGCCGCUGCCUCCCCGGGAUGCCCGCGGGAGGAUCCUGGGCUAUGCCGUGGCUGCCGAGACCCCCGGGGGAAUGCUGGUCCUCUGCAACACCUCCAGCACGGAGUGCAGUAUCCUGGUACAACCGGGAGCCCACACUCUCCUCGUCACUGCUCACAACUCCAAGGGGUCUUCCAGCCCCGCCAUCAUCACCCUUGGCCAGGGUGCCAGCAGCCAGGAAGAAUUUCCAGCACCAGUGGCUGUGGAGGUCAAGCCCGAGAACCAGAGCAGGGUCUUGGUUCACUGGCAGCCCCCCCAGCAUAGCAAGAGCCCCCCAGUUUGGUUCAUAGUGGAGUGGGUUUCCACCUCCCAGUAUCGCCAGGAGGAGCACUAUUUUUGGAAGAAAGUCCCAUCCCAGGAAACACACACAUACAUCCAAGAAGAGGCAGCAGCAGGGUUUCACCUCAACGUGUCGGUGUACGCGGUCUACCCUGGUGGAGUCAGCAAACCCAGCUCUGGCAAAGUCCCUCCAGAGGAGCCACUCCUGGACAGCACAUACAAUGAGAAUCCCCACGAUGAUGACCUCAGAGUUCUCCUGGGACUGAGCAUCGGCAUGGUCAUAUUAUCAGUUGGUUUUGCAAUUCUGAUGUUUAAAAAAUCAGUCAGAAAAAGGAUUAAAGUCACCAUUGUGCAGCUUUUGCCAAAAUGGCUGUUUGAAGAGUUUCCCCAUGUGGAAAAUAGCAACGUGGUAAAGUCCCUCCAGAACAAGAGUGAUUUAAUGAGUGACAGUUUCCAGGAUCCGCUCCUGGACACCAGUGACCCCACAGUUACAGAGGUCGAGGAGGUGCCGGCGCACGAGGAGCACGAGAGUGUGGCCACCCCAAGGAAACCCAGCAUAGAGGUCCCUGAGGAUGGGGAGCACCCAGGGGCCGUGGCUCCUGCCAGCACCACAAUCCUGGAGCACAUCAGUGACUACAAACCCCAGAUAUCCAACGGGAACACACUGGGAUAUGUCGCAGCCAACAUUUACCAGAUGCAGCCCCCCACAGUCCUCUCGGAACCGGAGAUGAGCAUCUUUGGAGACUACACGAGCCCUGUUCCCCACCUGUGGGAUGGGGAGGGAGGGGCACCCCAAGUCUGUCUGCUGGACAAGAUCAACCUCAUCCUAAACACCAGCCAGAGUGGGCAAAGCCAGGUGUUUGUCCCAGCCAUGGGGGGACACAUGUCCCUCCCGGAGAACCAGUGGGGACAGAGGCCGCCCAGCCAUGACCAAGAGCAAAUGCUGGUCCCCAAGGAGCUGCUUUCAUGCCUCAGGUCCAUGAACAGGGAGUCAGUGGAUGUAAAACCCUACUUUCCACAAAGCACUGGAGGGUUAUUUUGAAAGGAAUUGUAAUUGUGGUUAAAACCCCAUAAGUGGUGACCAAGGCAGGUAUCAGAUAUUUGAAAUCACCACCAGCAGAGCUGGAGCAAAAUUCCCAGUCAGAAAUUUGCCCUCUUGCUCACUACAAGUUCUUGUGGUUGCCUGGAAAACUUGGGCCAGUAACUCACAAUUUUAGACUUACCUCAUAUUGGUACAAGCAAAAAAACUGUAAAACCUGGAUUCCUGUAGGAACUGAAAUGCCAAGCAGGCGAUUCUUGCAAGAUGCAGUGUGUUUUAGUUAUUAUUUGACAUCAUUAUCUCGUUAAAUAUUUGGAGCAUUUUGUCCUUGGAGAUGAUUGUGGGUAUAAUUGAUAAAAAAAAUCCCUCAGACAUCUUGCCAGAGAUGUGUAAAAUAUUUGGGAUUACUCCUGAUGAAGAGACACCGCACCAAGGAGGAUUUAUGUGUCAUACAUGGGUGCCAAGAACUCUUUUCUGUGUGACAGAAUAACCCAAUUUCAUUUUCCUCCCAUUCCGUAAUGAAAACCCAAUCAGGUAAGAACAAGCCUUCAUUGCCUGCCAGGCUGAUUUAAAAUCCCUCUGAAUUGGUCCCUGGCCUAAUCCUUCACUUUGGGUGAGGGAUUUAUCACCUCACAGCACUUCCGUCAGUGCCUCAGCUUGCUGUGUGAAACACGGUGUGGCACAGCAAAAUGGGAUUUUGUUAGGCAUGUGACUGGGAAUUUGCAUCUUCUGACAUCCAGAAGGUGAAAUGCAGGAGUCUCCUUCCUGCUGAGCAGUCAUGAAACCAUUUACAGGUUUUCCUGGGACUUCCAAAAUGUUCCCAAAGCAUAUUUCUUUCAAUUAUUCCUAAGCACUGUAUGCAUUUCUCUAUCAGCUGUUGCACAAAUGGAUUGAUUUUGCUGUUUAUCCUGGAUACUUCCAAACCAACAUCAUUGUGGGCUGUGCUUGUCUCCUUCUAACACCCCAAGAGAUCUGUUACUGAUAUUUCUGGAGUAGUAGAUACCUGGCUAAGUGGGGUAUGAUUAUUCUUCAGAAGCAGCAAACUGUUUCCAAGGCAGAAAUGUGACUGUUUCGUGUAGGUGAGUCUAAAAUUAGUGAUUGCUGCCUGAGCAGGAAGGAAAUUGUAGAAGAACAGCCACAUACCAUCAGUGUGAGAUGGGGAAGGUAUUUUUUUCAAUGUCCACAUCCUGAAACUUGUGCUGAACUCUCUCACCUGAACUACUGAAGCUCACAGGGGAAAAUGCUGCUCGUGUCAGGAAAUAAGGCUGAAAGCUUGGUCUUACCUUUCAGGCUCUUGCUGAUUGAAUUUCCAGCCCUAAUAACUCACUCCAGGAUGGAUCCCUGCAAAUAUAUCCACGGCCUGGGGAGCACAGGGAUGAAACAUUGCCCAGAUCAUGCCGUGGGUAUUUGCCUCAGCAGUGCCAGUGUUCCCACUGAUUUCUUGGGUGCUGAAGGAAAUAUUUCUCCUUUACAUGGGUGUGGGGGUGCAUCUGGUAAAUUUGGGCUAGUUAUGGGAGGAAAUGGAAAGAGAAGGGUACAAUAUAUUUACAUAGUGCUUCACCAGAUAUAUAUCGAUAUGGUGAGGCCCUGGCACAGGAUGCCCAGAGAAGCUGUGGCUGCCCCAUCCCUGGAAGUGUCCAAGGACAAGCUGGACAGGGCUUGGAGCAACCUGGGAUAGUGGAAGGUGUCCCUACCUAUGGCAGGGGUGGAACUGGAUGAUCUUCAAGGUCCUUUCCAACCCAAACCGGUCUGGGAUUCUGUGAUUCAAAACACUGGGCCAGGUUGUUCCAAGCCCCAUGCAACCUGGCUUUGGGCACUUCCAGGGAUGGGGCAUCCCAUGAACCAAAUCAUGAUGUCACUCACAGUAGAUUUAUUUUAACAUCCCUCCCUUCCUCCCUCAAAUAUUACAUACUCCCUAAUCCUUGAUUUCAGUAUUUUCUAACAUUUCAUUUUACUGUUGGCAGUUGGAUCUUGUGCCAGUGAUUUCCACCGGUCAUUUAUCAGCUCAGGAAUGAAUUUCAUGUGUUGUUCAGUGCCAUCACAACCUGGGGUUAUGUACCUUGGGGGCACUUAAAGGAAGGGUACACUGAGUAAUGUCUCUGCCCACAGAGAGGGAGCACCAAAAACACUGAUCACUCGUGUAACUCACUGAUUGAAAACUCAUCUGCCCAUGAUCCCCUGCGAGUGACAUCUGUGUGUCAAUAUUUAAUGAUGAGACAUCCUUUGUUCUGCAUGAGUAACAUGGAGCAGUGUACUUACACUUUACUUACACCUACGUGUGGUGUAAUAACUACCAGAGCAGAAUAGCUCACGACUCACGGAGAUGCACCACGACACCGUAUCCCAUCGCUACCCAGAGUUCUGACACAACCUCCCUAAAAGAGAUAUUUUUAUACAAAUGGAAAUAGAGAACAGAUGACAAAGAAAUGAGAAAUUGAGUGUUCAAAGCGUCAGUGGGAUUGGAGAACAGCAGAGCUGCUCUUACCUUCAUCCCUCCAUGGAGCAGGGUGUAUCUACUGGGUGUAUCAAGUGUGGCCUUGAGGCUAGUGAAGUUACCAGCACCACUCCCUGUGGGACUUAUUUACCACCCUUCUUCAAAGAGUAGAGUUGGAGAUUAAUUAAACCAAAUGUAGAAU